AUGAUCCACAAUGGGUUCUUCUUUUUCGAGAUAAGUCCUAUUCUAUAUAGCCGAGGAAAUACCCGGCAUAUCUGCGUAAAUCAAUUGCAAAAUAGCGUGUAUUUCAAUAAGCGCCAAAUGAAAAGCACUGAAAAAAAGCUAGGCAAAACUCGAUAUUAGGCCGCUCGAAGUUUCUAUGGCGUGUCAAUGCUGCUCGCUAGAUUAGAAGAACGGAGAAAUAGACUAUUAUUGUGAUAUUGGUGUCAGCUCAGUGUAGCUGGCAGUAAGUGUGUGUGCUAACAUCUACGGCUGUUUGUUGUUUUGAAAAUGCGGUACUGCGGGCAGGGUCCUGCUCCGCUGUGACUCGUCUACUGCUGCUGUGAAGUGUGGCCUUCGUGUGUAAGGUACUGGCAGAACCAGUGGCAGCGACUCGGAUACUCUUAAGUGACUUUGUCGCGAACCAACCCCCCUGAGUGGACACAUCUGUGAAGCGAACGUUGUGUUCGAGCUUGGUCGUCAGGCAGAGCAUGGAUGUAAAAUCCAUCAUGCUAAGGUCAUCGAGCAAGCCUGCCGGCGUCAAGCGCCUGAUUCUGAAGAACUUCGAUAAGCCAGUGGUCUCGACUACAUAUCAGGAUGAAGCCUGGAUACGGCUAGCAGAAGCCGUUGAUGCGGUUCUAACAUCAAGAAGAAUUGAGACCUCCCAAGAAGUUCUUUAUGCGUGCGUAGAGAACUUGUCCGCAAAUGGAAAUGCGGAAAGAGUUUACCAAGAGCUUCAAAAGAUUGUCGAUUCACACGUUGCCAAGGAAGCGCAAAGUUUUCUAGCACGCGAACAAGGGGCGCUUGCAUUUUUGCGGGCAAUGAAUGAGACAUGGCUUGUCCACUGCCAGCAAAUGGGCAUGAUACGCGCCAUCUAUUUGUUCCUUGAUCGAACCUAUGUACUGCAAAACUCAACGGUACCUUCGUUAUGGGACAUGGGUUUAGACGUGUUUCGUCGACACUACAUGCUGACGCACGAGAAUGUCCGCCAAAGAACAGUUGACGGGAUACUCAUGUUGAUUGAGCACGAACGAAAAGGAGAAGCGAAGGUUGAUCGAAGCUUGGUUAAGUCGCUCCUUCGUAUGCUCUCUGAUCUGCAUCUCUAUGAAGCGCACUUUGAAGGACGGUUUAUUCAGGAAACGGAGCUCCUGUACUCAGCUGAGGGUAAACUCUGGAUGGCGGAUGAUAGCGGCCACACCGUUGCAGAGUAUUUGUUCCAUGUGAGCAAAAGGCUUGAUGAGGAGAAAGAGCGGUCCGAGUACUAUCUGGAUCAUACAACUCGUAAACCGGUUAUUCAGACGGUAGAAACACAAUUGCUUGGCCAACACCUGUCAACGAUCCUACAGAAAGGUUUAGAUCAACUCCUGGAUGAAAAUCGUUUCAUUGAACUCAAACUACUAUAUACGCUUUUUAACCGGGUGAAAACUGGCCUAGCCCUCUUGUGCAUUCAAUUUAACAUGUACAUAAAAAAGAGGGGUAAAGUAAUUGUCACUGAUCCAGAAAAGGACAAGACGAUGGUGCAAGAAUUGCUUGAAUUCAAGGAACAAAUGGAUAGGGUACUGACCGAAUGUUAUGGUGGAAAUGAUAAGUUUGGAAACAGUUUGAAGGAGGCAUUCGAGACAUUUAUAAAUCAGCGGCCAAACAAGCCAGCGGAACUAAUAGCCAAAUUUGUCGACUCUAAAUUGCGGUCAGGAAACAAAGAGGCCACGGAAGAAGAACUCGAGCGGAUUCUUGACAAGAUUAUGGUACUUUUUCGUUUCAUUCACGGAAAGGACGUGUUUGAAGCGUUUUACAAGAAAGAUCUUGCCAAACGUUUGCUGGUUGGAAAGUCAGCUUCGGUCGACGCAGAAAAGUCCAUGUUAUCAAAGCUCAAACAGGAAUGUGGAGCCGCAUUCACAUCGAAACUUGAGGGAAUGUUCAAGGAUAUGGAGUUGAGCAAAGAACUGAUGGUGAACUUUAAGCAUCACAACCAAAUUGACAUGACGGUGUACGUCCUGACAAUCGGCUACUGGCCGACGUAUGCCGCUGUCGAAGACAUCAUCCUGCCGCCAUUCAUGGUCGAAGCACAAGAAGUGUUUAAAAAAUAUUACCUAAGCAAACAUUCGGGUAGGAAACUUCAGUGGCAACAUAAUUUAGGCCAUUGUGUACUUAAGGCUGCUUUUCCCGAAGGUGCGAAAGAGCUUCAAGUUUCCCAGUAUCAGGCACUAUGUCUUCUCCCAUUCAAUGAACAAGAUCAGUUGAGUCUAUCUGAUUUAAAGCAGUUAACAAACAUCGAGGAUGAAGAACUUAAAAGGACGUUGCAAAGUCUUGCCUGCGGAAAGGCUAGGGUAUUGCAAAAGACGCCACGAGGUCGCGAUGUAGAAGAUGGUGACACCUUUGAAUGGAAUGCCGAAUUCCGCAAUGUACUCUUUCGUAUUAAGAUCAAUCAGGUACAGAUGAAGGAGACAAAGGAGGAACAGAACGCCACCCAAGAACGCGUGUUCCAGGAUCGUCAGUACCAAAUCGAUGCGGCCAUCGUUCGUAUUAUGAAGAUGCGCAAAUCUCUCACCCACAACUUACUCAUCAGUGAACUAUACGAUCAGCUUAAAUUCCCGGUGAAGCCAGCGGAUCUGAAGAAACGAAUCGAGUGCUUGAUCGAGAGGGACUAUCUAGAACGAGAUAAAGAAUCUAGCAGCAAAUAUCAUUACGUCGCCUAAGAAACAGGCUUCUUUACCGUUAUCUGAAAACGCUUAUCGCCUAAAUAGGACGCGUGAUUACCUAAGUUAUAACAAAAGCAAUUAUUAUAUAACAAUAGCGAAAGGAAGACGUUGACUUGUAGUGAAAUUAUCGGCGUGGCUCACGUUAGUACGGGCCAGGUCUUUCGAAGAACUACAGCAAAAAUUGCAAAAGCAGCUAAUCGACUUUUGAACGAAACGAAAUAGCUAUCGAAUUUUUGAUCAGCACGUGAGUGAUAGAAGCCAACAUGAAGAUGGCAAGUAUCAAGGGUUGAAGCAAAAUGCGGCUGUUUGAGCAACUACUGAGCAAUGUAGAUUUUGGCUUAUACAGGCCCAACGGUAGAAGCCAGCUGCGCCUGGCAUAUGUUAUAUAAAUAAUGUAUGCAUAUAUAUAUACACUCUAUAGAUAUCGGGUGGGUUGACCUUAAGAGUAACGUGUUUUGCGCGAGAUAAAUUUGUGCACCGGGAACGGAUCCACAUCGGCGGAAAGUCCAGCGUUGUUGGUAGAAUCUGCCAGGCCUAGCAAAAAUAAUGACAUGAAAGUGUA
Varroa destructor (honeybee mite) is the source of this 3276-nucleotide messenger RNA. It is a transcript of the gene Cul4, whose product is annotated as cullin 4. NCBI's taxonomy places the organism in Eukaryota, Metazoa, Arthropoda, Arachnida, Mesostigmata, Varroidae. Gene Ontology annotation, cellular component: cullin-RING ubiquitin ligase complex. The record is from RefSeq and is a predicted model, not a curated record. Gene Ontology annotation, biological process: ubiquitin-dependent protein catabolic process. Gene Ontology annotation, molecular function: ubiquitin protein ligase binding.